UCCUCCUCCUCCUCCUCCUCUCCGGCCAGGCCCCGUCCCGGUGCCGCCGCAGCCUCACGGGACUUGUAGGCGGCGGCGAGCGGGGCCGGAGCCUGUCCCCGGGGCGGCCCGGCCGCGACAUGGCGGCCGCCGCGCAGAGCUGCAAGUGUCACAGAGAAGAAUAACCUUCAUCAGCCCAGUGGUCAUCGAGGAUAUGGACUCUGCUGUUGUUAUCUAGAUGGAUGAAAAGGUUAACAGCCCAGAAGGGGAGCUACUUUGGUUUUCAAGAUGGCAGCAACAUGGUGGUGAAAACCAGCUGCAGCGGAUUAUCAGGGACUUGCAAGAUGCUGUUACUGAAUUAAGUAAAGAAUUUAAAGAAGGAGGGGAGCCCAUCACAGAUGACAGUGUCAACUUGCAAAAAUUCUCCUACAAGCUUGAGUAUCUUCUACAGUUUGAUCAGAAAGAAAAAAGCACAUUGCUGGGGAACAGAAAAGACUACUGGGAUUAUUUCUGCGACUGUCUGGCAAAAGUAAAAGGAGCUAAUGAUGGAAUCCGUUUUGUCAAGUCUAUUACAGAACUACGAACAUCUCUUGGGAAAGGAAGAGCAUUUCUGCGUUACUCUCUGGUUCACCAAAGGCUAGCAGACACCUUGCAGCAAUGUUUUAUGAACACCAAGGUGACCAGUGACUGGUACUAUGCAAGAAGUCCAUUUCUGAAUUCCAAAAUGAGUUCUGACAUUGUGGGUCAGCUGUAUGAGCUCACUGAUGUUCAGUUCGACUUGGCAUCACGAGGCUACGAUCUAGAUGCUGCUUGGCCAGCAUUUGCCAGGAGGACGUUGUCCUCGCUUGGGUCUUCAGCAUAUUUAUGGAAGCCCCCAAGUCGCAGUUCCAGCAUGAGCAGUUUAGUGAGCAAUUACUUGCAGGCUCAAGAGUUUCCCUCCAGCCCUGAUGCAAAUAACUCAAUAAAUGUUGAACACCUUGAGGGCUUUGAAGAGAUGCGUGUAGAACUUGACCAGGCUGAACUGAGGCAGAGGGAACUUCAGGGUCGUAUUCACCAGUUGGAAAUGGAAAACCAGGAGCUCCAGGCAGCUGUCAGUUUUCACAAAGAACAAGUACAGCUGGAAAAGGAGAAGAACAAUAACUACAGCGAGGAGAACUCCCGGCUGUCAAAGAUGAUCACAGAGUUACAGAAGCAGUGUGAGGUCUCACACUCCACUCAGAGCACUGUUCAUGACCUGCAGAAGUGCCUGCAUUCACUGGAACUGAAUGCCGUGGAGCAGCAGAAGGAAUAUUCAACAAAGCUGGAGCAGCUGGCAAACAGCAAGGAGGACUGUGCCUCAAAGCUGCAGGAGAUGAAUCGGGAGUUGGAGGCCUCUAGGGCUUUAGUUAGCAUGAAGGAGCUUUGCAUCGAUGAGCUUAAAGCAAAGCUAAGUUCGCAGAAGCAGAAGAACCUCGACCUCCUUGCAAAAGUUGAUGCUGCCUUGGAGGAGAAAGGUAGCAAGUCCACAGCCCAGUGUGACUCUGCCCUACAGAUGCAAGCAUUGCUAGAGAAGCUUCAGCAGGCAGAAAAGGAAAAGGCAGAUAUGCAAAAACUCAGUGAUGAACAUGCAUCUCAGCUAAAAGCCGCAAGAGAAGAGUUACAGCUAAAAGAAGAGGCACAGAGGGAGCUGGAGUCCAGAUACAAUCGCCUCGCUGCUGACUCUAAAGAAGAGAGUGAAAGGCUGCUAGGGAGCCUGGAAACCAUGGCGAAGGAAGUGGAUGCACUUCAGAAGGCCCUGACCCGUAAGGAAAGGAGAUGGCUGAGCUGCCAGACCCAGGUAAUGGGGUCGCUGGCUCAGGUGGGGUCACUGGAAAAAAAUCUUGAGGAGGAAAGGAAGGAAAAAGAGAAACUUGAGGAGGAGUACGGUAAGAGGGAAGGAGCACUGAAGGAGGAAACCCGAUCACAGGCAGAACAACUUGAACUACAGGAGAGUCGCUUAACAAAGGUGAGUCAGUCUGUGUGUAGCCUUGAGGAGGAAAAGCAAAAACUCUUGUCUGAGAAAGAGCAUCUCAGCCAGAAAGUCAAGGAGCUGGAGGAGCAGAUGGAGCAGCAAAACUUGGCAGUGACCGAAAUGGGUGAGGAGAGUAGGAAGCUGAAGGCCGAAAAUGCAGAUUUGCAGCAGUCCAAGGAGAAGAUGGAAGGGAAGCUGAAAAAUAUGGAAGCCUCUAAAGCAUCCCUGGAAGCUGAGGUGGCCAGGCUGAGAGCCUCUGAGAAACAGCUUCAGAGUGAGAUUGAUGAUGCCCUAGUGUCAGUCGAUGAAAAAGAAAAGAAGCUCCGGAGCCAGAACCAACAGCUGGAUGAAGACUUGCAGAAUGCCAGGAGACAAAGCCAAAUUCUGGAGGAGAGAUUAGAGGCUCUGCACUCAGAUUAUAAAGAACUCAAGGAAAGGGAAGAGACCACCAAGGAGUCUUAUGCCUUACUUGAAGGAGAGCUGAAGAGUGCCAAACAACACGGUUUACAAAUGGAAAAAAGCUUAGGCACCUUGAAGGAAUGCCAAGAGUCACUCCAGUCACAGCUCACAGAGAGGGAAGUAGAACUGCAAGGCAUGAAGAACCAGUGUGAGCAGCUAAGAGCAGAAGCUGAAAGACAUAGACAGAAAGCAGAGACUCUUGAGGUAGAAAAGCUCAGCGCUGAAAAUACAUGCCUCCAACAGACAAAGCUUAUUGAAUCCCUCACCUCGGAAAAGGAGUCAGUGGAAAAACACCAACUACAGCAGGCAGCUUCUCGGGAGAAGGAGGCAAAAGAGCUGGCCUCCAGGCUGAUCAUAAGUGAAGAGCAGCUGCAGGUCAACCGAGAUGAGGUGUCUAGGCUGCAAGCAGAAGUCCUUGACCUGCGAGUCAAGCUUCAACAGACCACUGAUGAGAGAGAGCAGGUGAAAAGUGAGCUGGCGAUCACCGAGACCAGCUUAGGGGAGCAGAAAGUGCUUGUCCAGCAGCUGAAAGAGCAAACUGAAUCCCUCAACAGAAACCACGUGCAAGAAUUGAUGCAAAGCAAAGAAAGAGAAGAAGUACUGAAAAAAGAGCAGGAGACAGUAGCCCAUCAAAAAGCUGAGCUGGAGAGUAAUUUGCUGAACCUGCAGGAAGAGCUCUUCAAGGUUAAGCAGUACUUGGACGUUGCUAGAAUGGAAAAUGAAGAAAACAAAGAUCUCCUCCACAGGACCAACACGGAUAUGGCUGAACUCGGUAUUCAGAUUUGUGCCUUGACCUCUGAAAAGGUGCUUGCAGAAGAGCAAUUAGCUGAGGCCACAAAGAGGCUCAAAGAACUGGAAGAACAGGCAGCAGCACAACAGGAGAGGCUGAAGCAUGACAUCUCUGAUCUCAGACAGGAGAACAAGAGCCUGCAAGAGAAACUAGAGGAGGCUCAGACACAUGCCGCAGCUGUCCCAAGUCUGCAAACACAGCUGGAGACAGCAAAGAAACAAGCACAGAGUUUCCAGGAGACCAGCCAAGAAGAGCUGUCUACAAUGAAAUUUCAAAUGAGCACAGAAAUUCUAAGUUAUCAGACAAAAUUCAAGGCUGCCAGUGAAGAAUGUGAGAAAGUAAGAGAGCAACUUGAGGAGCAGAAGCGACAACAGCAUGCUGCAGAGGAAGAGAUUGCAGAUUUACAAGCUGAGAACACAAGUUUGUCUAGAAAACUGGAUGAAGUAAGAGAGCAGCUGUCUGAAUCAGAAUCUGCCCGGCUUCAGAAGGAAGAAGAGGUGACAUCUCUGAGAGAGCUCUUGGAAAGGACCCAAAAGGAAGCUGAUGAAGCAAGAGAGCAGGCCCUGGACUACAGUGAGAAGCUCAGCAAGGUGGCAGCAGACAAAGACAGCAGUGACCAGAAAUUGUUUGCUGAGCUGGACGACCUGACAAGAACAAAACAGUUCCUUGAAGAACGCUUAAUAGAACUUAUCAGAGAUAAGGAUGCUUUGUGGCAAAAAUCAGAUGCUCUCGAGUUCCAGCAGAAGCUUAGUGCAGAGCAAAGGUGGCAGGGGGACACAGAGGUUAACCAUUGCCUGGACUGCCAGAGAGAAUUCUCAUGGAUGGUGCGUCGACACCACUGCAGAAUGUGUGGUCGCAUUUUCUGCUACUAUUGCUGCAACAACUACAUGGUGACAAAACCUGGUGGGAAGAAGGAGCGUUGCUGCAGAGCUUGCUUUAGUAAGCCCAGAGUGAUCGUGGACAAUACAGAUGACUCUGGAUCCAGUGUCAACCAGGAAGGAUCCCCAGGUUCAUUGGAAUCACCACUGUCGCCCGAAGAGAGGGCUUUUGUUGCAAGUGAAGCCUCUAAACCACCAGACGAUGCAGCGUUUGAUAUAAUCACGGAUGAGGAGUUGUGCCAAGUACAAGAAUCAGACUCACUCCACAGUGAAAGUCAGAUGGAGAGAGACUCUCUGGAUCAAAGCGUGACAGAUCUAAACAGCACGUGCAAUUCUUCGACCUAUGAUGAAUCAGAAGAGUGGCAAGUUGCUCAAGAUGCUGAGAUAAGCUUGUUGAAGUCAGGAGAAAUCAUGAUCAAGCUGCCCCUUACAGUGGAGGAGAUCUUGAAUUUUGGGGAAGGCAACAGGGAGCUGUUCAUUAAAUCCAGCACUUACAGUAUCAUUCCCAUCACCGUUACAGAGAUGGGGCUAACAAUAAGCUGGGUAUUUUCUUCAGACCCUAAAAGCAUCUCCUUCAGCGUUGUCUACCAAGAAUCAGAAGACACACCACUGGAUCAGUGCAAAGUUCUUAUUCCAAUGACCCGCUGCAAUUCUCAUAAGGAAACUAUCAGAGGACAGGUGAAAGUUCGAAACUCCGGAAUCUACACACUGAUAUUUGACAACACAUUCUCCAGAUUUAUCUCAAAAAGAGUGUUUUAUCACUUGACUAUUGAGCGACCUGUCAUCUAUGAUGGAAGUGAUUUUCCAUAGCCUUGAAUAUACUGUGUUAUUUUUAACUACAUUUUUAAGAAAAGCUAUUAUUUAUGUAUAUGUAAGCAUUAUGAUGACCACUGUUUGAAGAUUUUGAAACUAUGCAAUAGUUAUAAUGCACUUAGAGAGCAUGUAUACAUUAGAAGAACAAAGCCUUUUUAGGAACACUAAUGGUUCUGUACUGUGUACAGAUUGCUCAAAAGCCAUGUUGUUUGAUUUAACAGGUCAAAUAAUGUUCCAACCAUAUUAUUAUUUUUUUCCGUGGGGAGAAAAAUAAGUGUGGAGGUGUCUAAAUGCAAACUGAAAUUCUCUACUGAAAAUUGAAUGACUUUUCUUCCAAAAAUAUCCUUCAAAAGGAAAUUUAAAGAAAAAAAGUGUAUUUUUGUUCACCUCUUCACCGAGGAGUAAACAUAACCAUUUCUGUUCUGCUCUACUGCUCUUACAGUCAGAGCAGCAACUAUGCAAUACUCCAGUCUUCACAGGCAUAUACUGUAAUCCAUCUAGAAUUUUUUAUCUUUUUCAAUUUUUAUAAACAGCAAAUGUAGAGGUUUUUUACAUAUUGGACUAAGAUUUGGUAAGUCUUAACUGGCUUUUAUAAAUGCUCUGGUAUUGCAUACCAGUUACAAAGCAAUGAAACACGAAGCAGCAAUUCCUUUCACUUUUGCUCACCAUACUCUGUAAGUUGUUCCACUGAAAUAAGCUCUUACGGUGAGUACCAGUGGCAGAAUCAGGGGUACAAUUUGUAGAAUAAAGUACUGCUCACUGUGUGACACUAGAAAGAGGAGCAUUCCUUUUUCCUGCUCUAGCACCUUAGUCUAUCACGUUCACGUGAAAGCACAGUCUCUGAGGAGGCCAGUGCUGCCUCUCUCUCUAGACUGAGUGGAAGGUAGCAGUAAUGGUUGAAUCAGUCUCAGAAGGUCCGUCUGAAAGCGAAUGCACAUCCAGCCCUAAUGAGCUCUCUGUGGGGGAUCUGAUUCUCCAACAAUAGAGCGGUUGUUUGAAAAUAGAGAUCCACCAUACAAGUGUUUGACAUUUACACUGCAAAAAAAAUUUACACUGCAGCUGAGGUAGAGGAAAAUUUCUGAUCACAGAAAAGAAAACAUUACUGCUGAUGAAGGUUGCUAAUCAUUCAUCCCAGUUGUUAGCAAUGCAUAAAUACUUUGAUCUUUGGUCAAAAUACUUUGAUCAAAAGACUGUGAAAGAAUGACUGCCCUUCAUGGGCCACCUAGAUUUUAGGUUGCACACACAGGGCUUUCUGAGAAGGAAUUGCAGUCUGGGUGGUGCCAAGCCAAAGUCAGGGGGCCUUCAGCUAGGCUGCUGGCUCAUGGCAAGCUUUCUCUUCAGAUGCCUCUUCCCAGUACGGGAGACGUGCUGUGCUGGGCAGAGGGGUCAGUGAAAGGUGCGAGCUGGCUUCCUCCUCCUCCUGAGCUAACGGGCUACCAUGCAGUUAGACCCGUUCCUGGCUGUGUGCACGAAGAUGAGAUGGACAAGAGACUGAAACAGGCAAUAAACGACGCACUGAUCCCUUCAUGAGUUAUGGCAGAUUUCAGCAUCGAAGCUGUGUUUUAUAUUUAAUGAGGCAAGAAGAAAUUAUUUAUUGCUUAAAAGCGGAAUACUGUGUACCAUAUGCUAUGCAAUUUUCACAGGGCUGUUACUGAAGUCUGCUGCAGUUUUCCUUUAAGCUUUUAGGUUUGAUUUUUAAAAGUGUUUUGCUGUUGUAUUACUUAGUAUACUAAUCUUAAUAGGGUAUCUUUCUUAAAAUGCCAAAUGUAAGUUAAAGGGACACUGUCAAAUGUCUUAGGCCAAAAUAUAUAUCUCUGCUCGGAAGUAUUUCUUAUCUCUAUUCAGAAUUAUUUGACAGGCUUGCCUCUGGAUUUCCUCUGCAUCCUAGCUCUUAAUAUUUUUUUCAUCAGGUGGCAAAUAUUCUUAAGCCAAUGUUUAUGUAAUUCUUAAAGUCUAUGGCUCCAUCUAGUAAGCCAGAUUUUCCUCUGCAAGUUUUCCUUGUACACAGUCCUGAGGCUUGCUGAAACUUGUGUUUGGGAGGCAGGAAAUAAAAACACUGGAUUAUGUUUAUUUAGCAUUUGAGUCUUUACAGUACCGUAGCUGCCUCAUGAGAGUAGUUUCAUGGCUUUUUUACUCUCUGAAAGAGGACUAGGAGGGGCAGCCAGGACCUGUGGUUUGUAGAUGAAAAGAAAAUGUUUGCUUUUAACAGGGGAGAGUAUUUAAGCAGAAGUUUCAAUAGAGGAAAUACUCAAACGGUAAGGUGCAACAAGCAGACAAGAUUGCAGCUGUCUGAAGGAACUGUUCAAGAGCAGGAAACCCACUGUCAUCUAGAUGAGAGACUUCCACCUCAGAGGCUGUGCAGAGAAGACAGUAAAGAACCUGUCUUCACUACCAAACUUUGUUUGAUUGUCCCAGAAACCUGAUGGAGGACUUGUCAGAAGUGUAGGUUUGUGCAAGAGGUUCAGUCGAGGUCUUUAUAUCCCCAUUCACAAAGAACCUGUUCGUGUGAGGUAUGCCUUUGACACUAAUAAACCUUUAUACCCACAGAUACUCAGGUGUUUUGUUGAAUUUGGCCUUUUAUUAAUAGAUCAUCCCCAGCAAUGCAAUUAAGGGAAAAGAAAGUUUUAAAAUCAAUCACAAAAUUGAUUUAAGGGGAUGUUACACCCACAGGAGAGAGAGUGUAUGUUGUGGUCAGCUUAAACAAUUGGGCAUUUUUCCUGUGUACUGGAGCAGUGAAGGAUAAUAUUAUUUUUUUUGUUGUUAUGCAGAGGUUUGUGCAGAGGAAAGAAUAUAGUUGCUUUAAGAAAAUGACAAUGUUCUUUUACUCAACAUUAUUCAGUGUUGCUGUAUGAAAAAUCACUGAGAUAUAUUGCACAAGGUUGUACCACAGUACAAAGCAGCAAAGCUA
This is a messenger RNA of Anas platyrhynchos (mallard), 7817 nucleotides long. It is a transcript of the gene FYCO1, whose product is annotated as FYVE and coiled-coil domain autophagy adaptor 1. The record is from RefSeq and is a predicted model, not a curated record. Gene Ontology annotation, biological process: positive regulation of autophagosome maturation; plus-end-directed vesicle transport along microtubule. Lineage: Eukaryota; Metazoa; Chordata; Aves; Anseriformes; Anatidae. Gene Ontology annotation, molecular function: metal ion binding. Gene Ontology annotation, cellular component: lysosome; late endosome; autophagosome.